This is a messenger RNA of Myotis davidii, 1200 nucleotides long. RefSeq names its product leukocyte elastase inhibitor. The transcript has 5 exons. The annotation marks the transcript as partial. The record is from RefSeq and is a predicted model, not a curated record. Gene Ontology annotation, biological process: negative regulation of endopeptidase activity. Gene Ontology annotation, molecular function: serine-type endopeptidase inhibitor activity. Lineage: Eukaryota; Metazoa; Chordata; Mammalia; Chiroptera; Vespertilionidae.
CACCUGCCCCUGAGGGGUGGGUGUCAGAGAGGAUGCUUGUCCCCUCCUCCUGGUGGGCUGCACCGCGACCCUAAGGCCUGUGCUGGGUUUUCCAACUCUCACAUCCUAUAGCAGCCUCAGGACUUGGGACACUUCACCUCUCUAAACGUUAGCAACUGAAUCUUGGAAAUGAGGAAAAUCUACCACUUUGCUGAAAUUUGCUUUAAUGCGGAGCAGUCAGCUAUGAAUUUCUAAUAGAGAAUUAUCAUCUCAGGUAAAGGGUGGGAAUGUGUGUGCUCCCCAACUGAAUAGGAAAGGCCCAGUCCUGGCUGCUGAGUCUGCAAGUCAGAGCCCUCUUGGCUCCCUGGGUCCUGGCCCUGGGUCGCUGAUGGAGCCUUGUCCAGUUCCCACCUGUGUGCUCAUGAGACAGUGCUCUUGUCCUCCUGGAAAAAGAAAAGGAAGUACAAGUUUCUGGGUGUUUCAGGGCGAGGGGGAUGUGGAGAAAUGUCGUUGCCAUAUUUGCUGGUGUGCUAGGCCUCUGUCCUGUGUUGUAGCCUCACCAUGGAGCAGCUGAGCUCGGCCAACACCCGGUUCGCAGUGGACCUCUUCCGCACCCUGAAGGACAGCAACCCCUCUGGGAACAUCUUCAUCUCCCCCAUGAGCAUUUCCUCAGCGCUGGCCAUGGUCUUUCUGGGGGCCAGAGGCACUACCGAGGCACAGAUGUCCAAGACUCUUCACUUCGAUGCAGUUAAGGAGAUUCAUUCAAGGUUUCAGAGUCUGAAUGCUGAUAUCCACAAGCGUGGAGCUCCCUAUAUUCUGAAACUAGCUAAUAGGUUAUAUGGAGAGAAAACCUAUGAGUUCCUCCCNNNNUUCUUAGCUUCAACCCAGAAAAUGUAUGGUGCUGAACUGGCCAGUGUAGAUUUUCAGCGAGCCUCUGAAGAUGCAAGAAAGGUGAUAAACGAGUGGGUCAAAGGGCAGACUGAAGGGAAAAUUCCAGAAUUGUUGGCUGCAGGCGUGGUUGAUAAUAUGACCAAACUUGUGCUAGUUAAUGCCAUCUAUUUCAAAGGAAACUGGCAGGAGAAAUUCACUAAAGAGGCCACAAACAAUGCUCCUUUCAGAUUGAAUAAGAAAGACACAAAAACAGUGAAAAUGAUGUAUCAGACGAACACAUUUCCAUUUGGCUACAUCGAGGACCUUAAGUGCCGGGUGCUGGAGCUGACU